AUGUGCAGUUGGCAAGCAAGCCCAGAUGAUCUCGCGGCUGAAUAUAUUCUGUCCAAGUUGGAUGUAAAUCCGCAUCAUAUACUGAUGGCGAUACGUGGGGAAGCGAUGGCUAUGUUCGUCGCGGCAUUAAAAUACUAUCCCGAUGUACUGACAAAUUGCAAACCCACACAACUGGAAGAUCUCGCAAUUGCUGUAAUGAAGGAAAGCAGAGACGCGCAUACUGACUCGAUCUUCCGUGUUCUUAUGCUUAAGAUCGGGAUGAACGAGAUCCGGACUGGUGAGAAUUUUGCUUACGAAGCUUACCUACUUGGUGCUGAGAUGCACAACAAGCCUGACAAUGUAAUGCGAGUCAUAAGGUCACUACCAGGUUUUUCGGAACUCGAGAAUACAUCACUGUACGAGGAGACAAUGGUUUGGGGCAAUGCAUUCAUCAACGAGAAAAGCAAGGUAGCUGACCUUGUGGUAUUUUGCGGCAUGUGCUUGAGAGCACACUUCAAUGACCAAAUGGCCGAACAUGUUGUCGCGAAGCUGAUUCAAGUUAUGGCCCACGCAGUGUCCCUGGGCGAGCGUCAUGUGCGUCACAUCCGAAUGGUGAUCAACAAACAUCGAAUUGCAAGCUGGGAUGACCUGCUGGUGGGAGUCGAAGCUAUGGUAGCCAAAGGCAAAAUUUUGGAUGCUCGUACUAUCGCUGCCACACGGUAG
Molecule: messenger RNA, 702 nt
Organism: Sphaeroforma arctica JP610
Lineage: Eukaryota; Ichthyosporea; Ichthyophonida
Exons: 1
Coding region: 1-702 (233 amino acids)
Source: RefSeq, a predicted model, not a curated record